This is a messenger RNA of Panicum virgatum (switchgrass), 4171 nucleotides long. Its product is annotated as histone-lysine N-methyltransferase ATXR7-like. Gene Ontology annotation, cellular component: Set1C/COMPASS complex. The coding region runs from base 352 to 3798 and encodes 1148 amino acids. The transcript is spliced from 16 exons. The record is from RefSeq and is a predicted model, not a curated record. Gene Ontology annotation, molecular function: histone H3K4 methyltransferase activity; protein binding. Lineage: Eukaryota; Viridiplantae; Streptophyta; Magnoliopsida; Poales; Poaceae.
GCUUCAUAUCUCCUCUUCCAGCCUCUCCACCCCUCUCCACUCCGCAGCCCCCAACCCCAAUCCACCCCCACCGCAUCCAACCCUCACCCACCGUGACCCAGCGCCCGACGGCGGCGGCGGCGGCGCCCGGCCACCGCAUCCAACCCUCACCCACCGUGACCCAGCGCCCGGCGGCGGCGGCGGCGGCGACGCCCCACUUGCUCGGAGACAUGCCGCACCGCUCCGAUCCGAUGUGUAGAAGUCCGCAGAAGCUCUGACAAACUGGGCCUAAGCUGAAGGAUACGAUUGAUCUGUAUGUGACACUUGUACCUGUGUCAUUGUUCUUGUGAUUUGGACUUGGAUGUUGGACCAAUGUUGUCAGGCUUCCGCUGUUCUUAUCCUGUCACUGGAAGGAAGCGUCUGAAGUUGGUGGCUGAGUCAUCGGAUAGUGAACCCCUUGUCUGUCCCGUGUCAGCAUGUGAUGAUUCAGGGGGAAACUUGUUUGACCGGUGCUCGGAGGGUCAUCAAGUGGCUUCCGGUAGUGGUGACCAAAUACAGCACUCUAGUGUGUUUCCUGCAAUUCAGGAAAAUGUCUGUUCCACAGCUAACAACGGUGUGGUUUAUCCACAAUCUGGGCUCGGCGAUUCAGCUGGUCGAAAUGGAACACAUGGUGCAUACCUCCAACAUCAAUAUUUGGAAGGUUGCAUGUAUAUGAACGAGCAUGGGCACAUGUGCGGACCUUACCCACCUGAACAGCUGUAUGAGGGGCUCUCUACUGGUUUCUUGCCUCAAAACCUUGCUAUCUAUGCUGUUUUUGGUGGGAAGACAGCUGAUCCUGUUCCCUUAAGCUUUCUGAAACAGUUUCUUUCACAAUGGAAUUUCGGUGCCACGGUUUCCACUCCAAAUGCACCCAUGGAGACAAAGAAAGUUACUCCUGAUGCUAAAGCGGUUCUUCCAGAUGAUCUUUCAAGUGAAGAAUCAUGCUGGAUGUUUGAGGAUGCGGAAGGCUGCAGACAAGGGCCACAUUCUCUUGCCGAACUUUCCUAUUGGCAUCACAAUAGCUAUAUCCAAGAUCUUUCAAUGAUUUACCAUGUUGAUGGCAAAUUUGGCCCAUUCACACUUGUAUCACUAAUUGGUUUGUGGAGUGGGGAACACACAGAGUGUUCGGAAGCUACAGCUAAUGGUUCUGCACCACUAAAUGGCUUAGUGGGUGACAUAGUUGGUGAUGUCGGCCAUCAGCUGCAUGCAGGGAUAAUGAAAUCAGCCCGCAGGGUUUUAAUUGAUGAAAUAUUCAGCUGUGUGCUUCCAGAUUUAAUUGCUUCCAAGAAGACCGAGAAGCAAUUGGCUGCAAAACUGAAGAACCAAGCUAUUAAGCCUGACAGUGCGAGCAACAGGAAGGUUUCCAAAGUUAACAAACCAUAUGCUUCUCCAGAAAAAGGCAACUCCAUGAAUAAUACAGCCCAAGCAGAUUCUUCAGUGGCCAUUCAAUCUACAGCAGUACAUGACAAAUUUGCCAAUAUACUGUCAGCAGUUUGGCAAACAAUUUAUUAUGAAUCCAUGAAGAAUAUAUGGGACGGAAUACUGUCUGACCCUGUUAUGGACUACUGUGAUGUAUGGUUACAGAGAAAUUGUCAGUUGAAUCGGCCCUCUACGAUUAUUUCUGUCACCACUGAUAACAUAAAAGCCCAAGGCAGUCAUGAAAUGCCAUCAAAGGACUUUGAUGCUACUGAAUGUGACAUGGAAUUUCCACCUGGAUUUGAACCAUGUGGGAAAUCUGCUGGGCGCUUCCUCUCUGCAUCCUCAUUAGAAGCCAAUGGAAGUGCCAAUGUUGAUAGGAAGUAUGAAUCAAGCACCACUUUAUUUUCUGGCCCCUUAGCAGUAAUCCAGAGGAUGCUGGCGAACGAACUAUAUAUCUCUUCAAAGCAAUCUUUGUUUCACUAUUUUGAGGAGGUCAUCGCGGAGGAGAUAACUAAUUGUUUAUGCUAUGGACUUGAAAGCGGUAUUGAUCAGGAACAAAUUGGUACACCAAUUCAUGCACCGGAAUCACCCAUUUCAGCCGAAGCGUCUAUGUGUGAAACACUCAGUCCUGUUGAGAUGGUUGUAGGUGGAGAAUUGGAUACUGUUGAAAUGGGUGCGGCCAGAAAAGGUAGUCCAAUUGAAACGCAUGCAGAUGAAGAGCGGAAUACCAUUGAAGUGGUUGUAGAUGAAGAGCAGAAUACUGUUGAAAUAGCUGCGGCUACUAGGACCAAUCCAAUUGAAACAACUUCAGAUGAACCAUCGAUAGCAGCUGAAAUGGCAACAGAUAAAACGCUCAGUUCUCAUGGAGAAGAGUGCCUACCCCUUGUGUCUUAUGCAAGGAUAUUUGAAAAGAUGGAUAUGUGUAUGACAGCAGAAUUGGAUGAGAGUUUUGAUGAAGUGCCUCCUGGAAUGGAGACUGGCUUAGUUCCUAUACCACUUAAGGACAAAAACAUGUAUCAGCCUUCGAGGUCAAUGAACUAUAUUCCUGUGAUUUCUAGAUAUAUGACCUUGGCUCUCUGCCGGCAAAGACUACACGAGAAUGUUGUGAGAGAGUGGAUGUCUCUCUUCUCAGAUACAAUUUGCAAGUGCUUGGACUCAUGGUACACCAGGAAAAAUGCUGUACCUAAAAUUGCAGAUGGAUCAUCAAAACUCAAAGAAUAUACAUACUACAGGAAGAGGAAAUCCAAGAAAACCUGUCAAGCAACAUCAUCAAAAGAACCUUUGGAAAUUUCUAUGGAUGAGCAGCUUUCAAAACCUCUAUGUCAGCUUGUUGACCAUAAGAUUUCUGUGAAAAAUAUCCAGGAAUCAAAGAAAGCUUCAACAUCAAAGAAAGUUUCAUUUGUGGACAAGCCCUCUAAAAAAAGAACCAAGACUCUGGCUAUGGAUAAUGAUGCUCAUGAUUUGAAUAUCCAGCAAGAUCUGAAACUCGUUUCCUGUGAGGUGCCAAAAAGAACCAGGUCAUCUCAUCCACCUAAGAAGCAAGUGGUUGCUAACGAAACACCUAUGGUGAAUGAUAGUGUCACAAAUACUAGUAUGCUCAUGAAGCCUGUCAAGAAAAGAAAGGGCAAGAAAAUUUCAAGUGAGCCCGGUCAGAAGAUUGAACCGGUGAUUCCAUGGCCUGAAUCAAAUGGUUGUGCUAGAGCUUCGAUUAAUGGAUGGGAGUGGCGUAAUUGGGCACGGAAUGCUACUCCAUCAGAAAGGGCUCGUGUGAGAGGCUAUUGUUCCCGUACAAUUCUUUCUGCCUCAGAUAAUAAGGUGUGGAAAUUUCAAGUCAAGAGGGAUUCAUCUGCAAGAACAAAUCGGGUUAAGCUGCGACGGCUGUUAAAAGCCUACGAAGGUUCUGAGCUGCUGAAAAUUACCCAAAUGAAGGCAAGGAAAAAGCAGUUGCGUUUUCAGAGGAGCAAGAUCCAUGAAUGGGGACUGGUUGCCCUUGAGGUGAUCCAAGCAGAAGACUUUGUUAUCGAAUAUGUUGGUGACCUGAUUCGCAAGCGGGUCUCGGACAUACGUGAGUCUCAAUAUGAGAAGAGUGGGAUUGGAAGCAGCUACCUGUUUCGGUUGGAUGAUGAUUAUGUGGUUGAUGCUACUAAACGUGGUGGCUUAGCAAGGUUCAUAAAUCAUUCCUGUGAACCAAAUUGCUAUACAAAAGUGAUAACUGUUGAUGGCCAGAAGAAGAUUUACAUUUAUGCAAAGAGGCAUAUAUAUGCUGGUGAGGAACUUACGUAUAAUUACAAGUUUCCACUGGAGGAAAAGAAGAUCCCAUGCUAUUGUGGUUCCCGGAGGUGCCGUGGAUCAAUGAAUUAACAAUUAAGUAAGGCCAUCCUUCGAGGCUUUAUAACAGUGUCAAAAUGUGGGGUUGUGGAACAUCUGCACUGCAAGAAGAAACUGCACAUUAUACUUAAGGCAGAUGAGAUUUAUUUCAAGGUAUCCCGAGGAUGGUGUGAGAGGAUGAUACAUGAUCAUGUCACUGCUGCCUUCUGGAGGAGGUGGACAUGAGAAAUUGAGUUGAGGAAGAGCUGAGCUAGUGAAUGGUUGCUUUCUAACAAGGUUAAUACAUUGUUCUUUCACAUACCUGGGUAGAGUUGCAAACUCAUGUACAGGCGCAGACUUUUACUUAGUAUAUUGCCUGAAUUGAAGAUAUAGUUUACAUGGUGGUGGUUAAAUGGUUAAAGUUAAA